AAAAUUAUAAUUUUAAAUGGAUCCAAUAACUCCAAUCAUCUUUUCAUCGGUAGCUGCAGGAGGACUUUACCUCUUAGGUAAGGGAGCUAAAUACGUCUGGAAACUAUUCAAGAAAUCAAAGAAGAGAAAGUUUUUAAAAAAAUUGACUAGCUCAACGGUGGAAGGUGGUAUCAAGGCCUAUAAAAACAUGCUACUUGAAUCAAUCGGAGUUGUUGACGAAAAAGAGGCUUCACUUGAGUUCCAAAUAAACAAUACUUGUGAAGGUAGCCACAAAUAUAAAAAUGCUAGACAAGAGUUGGAAGUUGCGAAAGUAACUAUUAAUGCUCUCAGAAACGAAACAAACUAUUGGAAGGAGAGCUAUUACAAGAUGAAGGAAUACUACGAGGAAGAAAUCGCUAAGCUUAAGGCCGAAAAUGCUGGACUAAAAGCUGAACUUGCAGAAUGCUACAAAACCAUGGCUAAAAAUGAAGAAGAGUUCGAAGCUUGGGACAGGAUCCACGGCUAA
Moneuplotes crassus is the source of this 505-nucleotide messenger RNA. NCBI's taxonomy places the organism in Eukaryota, Ciliophora, Spirotrichea, Euplotida, Euplotidae. The record is from the annotation of a GenBank genome assembly.